Messenger RNA from Maniola jurtina (meadow brown), 4770 nucleotides. RefSeq names its product WD repeat-containing protein 20. Lineage: Eukaryota; Metazoa; Arthropoda; Insecta; Lepidoptera; Nymphalidae. The record is from RefSeq and is a predicted model, not a curated record. Gene Ontology annotation, molecular function: protein binding. The coding region runs from base 315 to 2072 and encodes 585 amino acids. The transcript has 4 exons.
AUCCAAAACACAGGAUUCCAGUGCAGAAAAAAAAAACAAUCGAGUCAUAAACAACGAGCCGUCAUGUUGUCUGACAUGACACCUGACUUCGAGUUGCAUACACACAAGAAAUCUAAUUUGAUUCUACAAUCUUUAAGUUCUUAGUCAAAACAUACAAUAAACAAUUCUACAAUCAACCAGCUAAUGUGCUGAUCGAACUAAGUACUUCUGAGCGAUGAGAAUAGCCUGUAAGCGGUCAAACUCGCGUGCGGGCUAAGUGGACACCGAAGGGGAUUCUCAGGCGGUCUCGAUGAAUAAUAACAGGAUAUGAUAACAUGGCCGUGCAAUCGGACUCUGGCGGGAAGGACGACGUGAAGACCCAGUUCGUGACCCGGGAAGGGACGUAUCGUUUGAUGACACUGUCGGAGUACUCUCGGCCUAACCGUGUUGGCUAUAGCAGUGGGUCAGGCUCGACGCAUGUGCGCGUGUCAUUGGUUUCCCUGCCCCCGGGGCCGGCGGGCGGAGCGCCCGGCUCCGACGGACAGGGCUCCGACGACAGAAUCUGCUUUAAUCACGGGAAAGAGCUCUAUGUUUACGUGUACCGCGGUGUUAAGAAGGCGGCUGAUCUCACAAAGCCAGUGGACAAGAAGAUGUACAAGGGUACCAACCCCACGUGCCACGACUUCAACACUGUCACUAUCACCCCGGAGAGUGUGUCCCUCAUCAUAGGGUUCUCCACGGGGCAAAUACAACUCAUAGACCCCAUCAAGAAAGAGCUGAGUAAACUGUACAACGAGGAGAGAAUGAUAGACAAAACGAGAGUGACGUGUAUCAAAUGGGUUCCGGGAUCCAGUAACCUUUUUAUUAGCGCGCACGCGUCGGGGCAACUGUACGUGUAUAAUGAGGAGCUGACGUGCGGGGCCGCGCCGCCUCACUACCAGCUGUUCAAGCAGGGGGAUGGAUACUCCAUACACACGUGUCGCACUAAGUCAACUAGAAACCCGCUCUAUAGGUGGGUGAUAGGCGCGGAAGGCAGCUGUAUAAAUGAAUUCGCGUUCUCGCCGUGCGGGACGAACCUCGCCGUCGUCUCUCAGGACGGCUUCCUACGAGUGUUCCAUUACGAUACCAUGGAGUUGAUAGGACGAGCGAGAUCGUAUUUCGGUGGAUUUUUGUGUGUUUGUUGGUCCCCUGACGGGAAAUAUGUGGUUGUUGGGGGGGAGGAUGACUUAGUGACGGUGUGGUCGUUUAGUGAAAGACGAGUGGUAGCUAGGGGACAGGGGCAUAGGUCGUGGGUUUCUGUAGUAGCGUUCGACCCUUACGUGGUCAGCUUUACUGAACCAGAACACGAGGAAGAGGACAAGAAAAGUGAAAGUGCUCAGUGCUAUAGACUAGGAAGUGUUUCUCAGGACACGCAGUUAUGUUUAUGGGAUCUCACGGAAGAUGUUCUGAGGCCGCCGGUAAGAGCGCGUGCGUCCGCUCAUUUAUCCCCGAAUAGUCAAAAUUUCUCCCCAAACGGCAUCCCAGGGACUAAAAUUCCCGUUAAAUGCGCGAAGACGAAUAAAAUCGGGCAUAAACACGCAGAAUUAAGUGGUACUGCAUCCGGCGAACCGUCUGGGGCGAAACCUGCGACGAAAACGAAGUCGAACAACGUUUCCACCCUAAACAUCAGCGUUGGAAAGGCUAAGGAAGAAACGUCCGGGUCUUUGGGAGUUAAUUUCACUCAGCGUCUCGCUGGGUUUUCGUUUGGGGAACGCCGCUCGGACCACAGGCGAAACUUCAGCUUGACCAAACCUGCGGAGAAAUCCGCGACGAAUACUGUAGCUUUAAGGGGGAAAGCGGUGACUUCGGAUAGUUUUGACCCGUUGAAACUGAUCGGGACGCCGUCGUGUCCGAGGUUCGACGAGUGCCCUGUGCUAGAACCUCUGGUUUGUAAGAAGAUUGCUCACGAGAGGUUGACAGCGUUAUUGUUCCGCGCGGAAUACCUGAUAACGGCGUGCGCGGAUGGCUGCGUGAACACGUGGGCUCGGCCGGCAAAGGCACAGAACGGGGAGUCGCGGCCGCGGCGCGCGGACAGGAUCGAUCUCGUCGAUUAGGCCUAGCGCCUUAUUGUGAUAGUUUUGAGUGAUUCAUGUAACCCGUUACGUAAUAGUGCUUUCGUAUUUUACAGAUGGUUUUCGUAUUUAAAGUACAAUACGAUUUCUAAACAACUUGAGCUAUGAAAUGAUCGAUUUAUUUGGUUGGUCAAAAUCACUUUUCAAUUGUGUAUAAUGAAAGUGAUGUAACUAUACUCUCCAGAUCUAAUAGAAAACAGUUCAUGUGAAAUAUAUACCACACGUGAGAGAGAUAACAGUCUAAGUUUUUCUUUUAACAGACAAAUUCGCUUACUUUUAAAUUAUACAAAACUGGAACAUACGAAUCUGUAUAAUACGAAAGUUUUAUUAUAACGGGACUUAAUUUAAUUAGUAACGAAUAAAAUAAUAAUAUACAUAGUACUGAUCCCCGUGCAGUCAUAACUAGGUAAAAUAAUUACUAUAACGUAAGAUCACUUUAUUAUACUAUUAUGUACAGCGUGUUAUAAUAACGUUAUUAUUUGUUUGUUGAUAAUGCAAAUAUUAUGUACUUUGUGAAUAUAUGGCAUACAAUAUUCUACGUAUGGAAUGAAAUCAUUAAUUUAACUUAUAUUUAAAGCAAUUUUUUAUAGCUUCUUUCAUUUUCAUUUUGACCACUGUUUUCAAGACUGUUUUAGGGUGUCACUAUGACAUGUUGUUUGGUAUAAGACAAUAUUUAAAUCUGUCUCUGUCCCUCUUUUACUAUAUGAAAGAAAAGGUGACGAAAACAUAUUUAAACCAUUACGUGAAACAACGUCUUGUAGUAACAUUGUUAGAUCCAAGUUUAUUUUAAGUCAAUACUGGAAUUAAGUCAAAAAAAAAAAAAAUUUCUUUACAAAAUUUGAUUAAACCUGUAUGAGCAGUUUGGUGCAAGGUGCAAGUUGGUUUUCAUAGUGAAACUUGCCAAAACUGCCAAAAUAUAAAAUUUAUUCCUUAGUUAUUUGACUUUGAAGAUUAAACAAAAAUAUCCUCAAAAAAUUUCUGUCUUGUACCAAUAAAAAAAAUAGAUUUUAUCUAUAGAAGUUUGUGGUACUAUGGUGUCUUUUGAAAGAGUUGUGAGGUUUUAUGUAACAUUAUUAUUAUUCCAUUUAGGCUGAUUGGGUUGAGUGUGCGCUGGAGUUUUGCUGUACUUCUGAGGUUCCCCAGUCUCUUUAUAAGAUAAUUACGCGAAUCGAAGAUUUUUGAAAUCGAUGAACUGUCUGCCGUCCUAUAUCUGAAAAUUCGUUAACUGCAAAAUUUAGAAAAAAAAUGUUUCUAAAAAGUUUACUACUUAGUUCCAAACAAAAAACUAACUUCACUCGGGUCCUAUGUAGUAGGUAUUAGUUUUGAAAAUUCACACGUUUUUUGGAGAUAAUUAAAAAAUAUUUUUUACAAUCAAUAUGGCUUUUUAGCUAUAGGACUAAAAAGCUGUUUGUUUACAAAAAAUAUUUGUUGAGUUAUUGACAAAAAACGUCGGAAUUUUCCAAAAGUAAUACUUCUAAAAAGGAAUGUUAUGUAGAACCAAGGUUUUUAGUUAGGUCCUACGUACCAUUCUUUUAUAAAAACAAGUUUUUAAUAUAUAUGUAUUUUUUGCAGUUAUAGGAUGGCAGUGCGUUGCUGCUUAAUGGGUUUAUCAAUGUAUUGAUUAUAUUACAAAAAUAAUAAAAAAUCCUUUUUUAUCGAUUGUAUUCGAUCAUUUAAGCGAUUCAGUAAAUCAAUGGUAUUUAAUUAAUUAAUCGAUUUCUACGACACAUUUUAUAAAUUAGGUAUUUAUUUAUCAGAGUACAUCUACUUGUAUUUACUCUGCUUGACUCUGAAAUCCUAAUAGCGUGUAAGUUAGAUGAUUUUUUACAGAUAGGUUAACAACUAGAUCUUAAUAUCAUCCUAAUGCCUUUUUUUUCAUAAAAAUUAGGACUGUAACAUGAGACUAUAAUAUAAAAAAAGAAGAAUCGAAAGAUAAAUAAAUAAUCGAAUAAUAUUCCAUAGAAAUAUCGAUUGCGAAUUUUUUUCGUGAUUGGCUUUACAGUUUUGGGUUCUAGUCUUUUAUUUAACUUCAAUUUAUGGAAUUAGGAAAGCAAACAGUAGUAGUAACAUUAAUAUUGCCUAGGUAUACAACUUUACCUAAGAGAUGAUCUAGGAGAAAUAUAUAGUCUAGAUUCAGAAGUCCAGCAAAGCCUCGGUUAAGAGAAUAAUGGUUGGGUUUAUAUAGCAAUAGCGUCGAGAUUGUACUGUAAACUGUAUAGACAAGUGUAUAUUGUAACUGUAACGCGUUUCUUUCCGGCUCACAUGUAAAUAUAGGUGUAGGUUUAAUGGCAAUCACAGAUUGCUUGCUUUUACGUCACUUAAAAAAAAUACGAUACUACUUAUGACUACUAAAAACAUAUUGACAUUUUAAGCAGGAAGCUCUUUAGCACGAAAAUUGGGCCUAUUCCGUUUAUCCUCCCUAAAACCCUAGGGUGUGUUUAGAAAAAAAUAAGUGACGUAAAAGCAGAAUAAAAUAAACAACGUGGGCCUUUUCGGUGUCGAACUUUAUUUAUUUUUACAUUUUAUUCGAUUCGAAACGUUGAAUCGAACUGACUCGUCUCUGAGACUUUAUUGUUGUCGAUUUUUGUAAUUAUAUUAUACUUAAAUGACUUUAUUGUUGAUUUAUCAUUUUAGCUGUCAUUUAUCUUAUCUAUGGACUACCCUCGUCGCCUUUUAUAAA